This is a messenger RNA of Eucalyptus grandis, 1864 nucleotides long. Its product is annotated as two pore potassium channel c. Gene Ontology annotation, molecular function: potassium ion leak channel activity. The coding region runs from base 194 to 1336 and encodes 380 amino acids. Gene Ontology annotation, cellular component: plant-type vacuole membrane. The record is from RefSeq and is a predicted model, not a curated record. The transcript is spliced from 2 exons. Gene Ontology annotation, biological process: potassium ion transmembrane transport; stabilization of membrane potential. NCBI's taxonomy places the organism in Eukaryota, Viridiplantae, Streptophyta, Magnoliopsida, Myrtales, Myrtaceae.
CUCCCAAUGAGAGUUGAAAAUUGGAUCUGGGUUUUGCGAAUCUUGGUCAAACUACCUGUCAAGAACCUUCGCUUCUUCAACCACGGCAUUGACUUGCAGGUGGACUGUUUGAUUGGUAUUCAAGAACGUGCCCAUUUCUCUUCCAGAAGCUACCGGGCUGUUCCUGCCUACCUCCUAUCGUUGUGGUGUCGUCAUGGAAAACAAACCCUUUCUCUUGAAUCCUAGGGAAGCAGAGGAAUCCGGCAUUUCGGUGGGUGAUAAUGUUCCCUCCGGCACACGUGAUGUUGCGGAUGAUGCCAGUAUCGCUGUUCCGAGGACGCCCUGUUCUUCUUCUUCGUUUGCCGAUUUCGUUGCCAACUUGAACAAUCCGAAGAAACUGCUGAUUUGCCGUUCACAUUCUGCUCCUUCCUUGUUCAGCAGCAUCAAGGAGUCGGUUCCCGACCUUCUAAAUCCUGGACGUGCCCCUGAGUUGACCUCUUCGAUUGUCCGCCACGCGUUGAUUGCCGUCCUGGUGUAUUUCUUGUUCGGAGUUGCCGUCUACAUAACUACUGGAAAUUUCGAGGGCCAGGAGACGGUGAGAGUCAUCGAUGCUGCGUACUUCACUGUGGUCACGCUCUGCACGAUCGGUUACGGCGAUAUCGUCCCAAGCACCACAUUUACCAAGCUAUUCACUUGCGCGUUCAUCCUGGCAGGGUUCGGGUUACUAGGGAUUCUGCUCAAUGGAUUGGUCACGUACAUCUGCGAUCGGCAGGAAGCCAUAAUGUUGAGCACCGUGGAUGAGAACAGCUUCAAUGCGAUGGUUCGGACAUAUAUGGUCGACAAGGAAAAGGGCAGGAUGAGGACAAGGAUCAAAGUUUGCUUGGCUUUGGGUGUAGUCUUCAUUAGCAUUGCCUUGGGGACGGUGACGGUUCGUUUCUUGGAGGAAUUGAGUUGGGUCGAUAGCUUUUAUCUGUCUGUCAUUUCAGUGACCACCGUUGGUUAUGGAGAUUGCGGGUUUACGACUGUGGCAGGAAGGUGUUUCGCUAUAGUGUGGCUGCUAUUGAGUACGUUGGCCGUUGCUAAGGCGUUUUUGUACCUAACCGAACUGAGAGUCGACAAGAGGAAUCGCCUGAUUGCAAACUGGGUUCUCCAGCAGAAGAUGACUUUGGGGGAUUUAGCCGCUGCUGAUUUGGACAAUGACGGAUAUGUCAGCAAAUCGGAGUUCAUUGUCUACAAGCUAAGACAGAUGGGAAAGAUAGUAGAGAGAGAUAUCGCACUGAUAGGCAACCAAUUCAAUGUUUUGGACACUAGGAAAUGUGGCAAGAUUACCCUUUCUGAUCUCAUGGAAAGUGAAUGAUUGGAGGAGUGAAGUGUGGCAUGCACUUGGGAAGCCCAAUCCUGGUGCUUGUCUGCUGUCCUUUCAAGCAAAAAGAAAAGCAAAGAGAAGGCAAUCAAAUCUUUUGGGGCAUUUUACUACCAGGGGUACUCGAUUGUCUAAGUGGUGCAUCACGCGUGCUUGGAAAGAUCAAUGCGAGCCGGACGGUAUGAAGCAGAAAAUCAGGUAAUAAGAGGAAUCGCCACUAGGAAAUGUCUUUGGUCAUAAAAUUCUUGAGAAACGAAACUUCCUUAGACACCUCCUGAUGCUGAUUAACAUGCUUUUCCUGUUUAUUCAGUGUAUCAGCUUACCAAAUUUCCAAGAAUACUGCAUAGAGAGACUGCCUCAACAUACUCGCCCUUCAUUGUUCUUGUUCAAGCAAUAUCGACUCCCACCAACAUGCGAAGUAUAGAUAAAAUUCUUGAGUUUUCUUUUCUUGAAAUUCCUUCAAUGUCCAGAAAUUUCUGCAAAAUUUGCGGUUUUAAAGAUUUCUUUAUGUGUUUCUGUCAA